AGAAUCUAAUCUUGUAAUAUGGACAAAGAAACAUCGGAUUAUCUUAUUCUGCAAGUUAUAUUGGAGGCGUACCCAAGUUUCUUCGUGUUUCUGGUGACAGGUGUGUACUGGAUAGCGGAUGUGUUGCCACCAGCGGCCAUCUCCCUCGUCCCAUUGGCGUGUUACGGCGUUAUGGGCACGGGAUACAUCCAACAGAUAUACAUAUGCAACGAAGUCCUGGACUGCCUCGGCGUGAUGAUGCUGAUGGCUGCAGUAGAAAAUAGCCAAGUACACAAGAGGGCAGCACUGAGACUACUCAUCACUAUCGGGUGCUCACAUUACAGGUUAAGCUUGGUGCUGUUCUUCAGUGCCAUGUUCCUCUCAAUGUGGGUGCCUAACACGGUGGCAUGCGGCCUUCUGAUGCCUUUGGUCAAGGCUUUACUGCAGGAACUUGAGAAGAUGGGAAUAGUCGACAUAUAUCAAACUAUUGAAAAUACUGAACAAAAAUCUCAUAAACAUGAAUUGAGUCGACCCAAACCUACAGAUUUCACUGUGUUUUACUUUUUGGGUAUCGCAUAUUCUAGCUCGAUAGGCGGCAUGGCGACGCUGAACGGCAGUCAAGUAAACCAAAUAUUCAAUGAAUAUAGCGAAUUACUGUUCCCUAAGCUGGGCAAGAUCACAUUUCCCCAGUUCAUGCUGCUGACGCUGCCAGGAGUGCUGGUCACGGAGACGCUACUCUACAUCUGGAUGAACUCCUUCUUCUUGAACAUUUUUAGGUCUAGCGACGUGGCGAUCCCGACUGGCCUGACGGAGGAAGAAGCCCGCUACAUUAAGACUCUGCUGCGAAACCAGUACACCCAGCUGGGGGCGAUCAAGUUCCAGGAUGUUGUCGUAGCCACGGCUGUCCUGUUGACGGUAGCUCUGCAAAUGUUUACAAGUUCCUUGCGUCUCGACAGCGGACCGCAGAGAGAUGUUAACAUGCACAUCAGGGUAUCAGCCCCAACUAUCUUCUGUGUCUUGCUCCUGUUCAUUAUACCAUCAGACUUAAAAUUUGUGAAGUUCUUCAAGAAACGCAACAACGGAAUGCAUCGCCGUUUACCGACUGCGCCAAGUAAGGCCUGCCUCAAUUGGACAAUCGUACGAGACAACAUGAUGUGGGGGGUUUUAUUUACAGUAGGCGGCAGCUGCAUGUCAUUCGAAGCCCUAAAGCGCUCCGGAAUGACGGCAGAAUUCGGCAAGUUUCUUCAGCUGAUGCACAACUGGCCGAGCCCCGUGGUGGCACUAGCAGUCAUCCUGUUCUGCAAGGUCCUCACGGAGUUUGGUAGUAACUCCUGUGUGGUAUAUGCAAUGCUGCCAGAAAUAGCAAGCUUGAGCAUCAGUUCCUACACGCACCCCCACUACUUGAUGCUGGCUGCGACCCUGGCCAGCUCCAUGGCGGCCCACCUGGCGCCGUCCACACCGUGCCUGGCCAUGGUCAGCGAGUACGUCCACAUUUCCACGUGGAGGAUGAUGUCAGCCGGCGUGGGACCGUCGGUCAUCGCUGUCAUCGUCACCUGGUUCACCGUCACUCUCUGGUCGAAGGUCAUCAUACUGGAGUAGACUAAGCUUACUUUGCACCCAGGCA
Messenger RNA from Cydia amplana, 1603 nucleotides. RefSeq names its product protein I'm not dead yet-like. NCBI's taxonomy places the organism in Eukaryota, Metazoa, Arthropoda, Insecta, Lepidoptera, Tortricidae. The record is from RefSeq and is a predicted model, not a curated record. Gene Ontology annotation, biological process: citrate transport; transmembrane transport. The transcript has 15 exons. Bases 19 to 1578 code for a protein of 519 amino acids. Gene Ontology annotation, cellular component: membrane. Gene Ontology annotation, molecular function: citrate transmembrane transporter activity; succinate transmembrane transporter activity.